Messenger RNA from Penicillium verhagenii, 849 nucleotides. Its product is annotated as sulfotransferase family protein. The transcript is spliced from 2 exons. NCBI's taxonomy places the organism in Eukaryota, Fungi, Ascomycota, Eurotiomycetes, Eurotiales, Aspergillaceae. Bases 1 to 849 code for a protein of 282 amino acids. The record is from RefSeq and is a predicted model, not a curated record.
AUGUCUACACCACAGGAACGACACCCAGACUUGUUCCGACCCGUGAACAGCGAUUCUCCCCGAGGAAAGAAGCGCACCGUACCGCUAGAAUGCCUAUGCUUGGGGUUCAACCGUACCGGAACCGCAUCGAUGUGCAACGCACUUGAAAUUCUCGGCCUCCCCUGUUGGCACUCCACCCAAUUCAUGGGUGCCCGAUUUGGCGACAUAGAAAUGUGGCAAGAAGGUAUUGACCGCAAAUUCUUCAACGCACCGGGCCCGAAAUACGGACGCGCCGAAUUCGACCAGCUGCUGCAUGACUACGGAGCCGUAUCGUCAGACACGCCGGCAAUCGCUUUUUCGGAUGAUCUGAUUGAAGCGUACCCGGAAGCGAAAGUUGUCCUCGUCGAGCGCGAUAUUGAUUCUUGGUACGAGAGCUGGAUGAAUGGCGUGAUCAAGAAUACUUUCGAUCCCUUUGUCACAAUUAUCUACACUAUCGAUCGGUGGUUCACACGUCCACUUGGGCGCGUGCAUAAGUCUAGUUUCCAGGGUUGGCUGGGGAUCUCGAAUCCUGAAGAUGCGAAACGCGUGAGCAAGGAGAAGUAUCUUGAGCACUAUGCGCUCGUGCGGCGACUUACACCUGCCGACCGGCUGCUGGAGUUCAAAAUCAGUGAUGGAUGGGAACCAUUGUGCGAGUUUCUGGGGAAACCCGUCCCGGAUGUGCCGUUCCCGCAUCUCAAUGAGAAGAAGUGGCUGGAUGAAAAGGUACAGAUGUCGUUGCAGCGGGGGAUGAAGCGACUGGCGUGGAUGGCGAUCAUUUGGUUUUUGGUUCCUCUCGUGGGCGCAGGAUUGAUUUACAAGGCAUUGAAGUGA